This is a messenger RNA of [Torrubiella] hemipterigena, 1092 nucleotides long. NCBI's taxonomy places the organism in Eukaryota, Fungi, Ascomycota, Sordariomycetes, Hypocreales, Clavicipitaceae. The record is from the annotation of a GenBank genome assembly.
AUGGCUGAUGCUGGAUUUGUGAAGCCCGACCCCGAGGAGUCGUCUACUGGGCUCGAGGAGGAUGAUCUCGAGGAUGCCGGCGACCUCGAAUUCUACGACAAGAACGCGAUAGGCAACAGCUUCGAAACCCUCUAUCUUGCGCGCGUACCUCGCUACAUCUGGGAGGCAUGGCAAAAGUUGACAGAGCGCCUCAAUGACGAUGACGAGGUGCAGAUUGGCACGUUGCGCACGUGGAACGAACCUCAAGCGAACGGCGGGCCGGACGUGACCAAGCUGCGCAUGCUGCUACAGGCAAAUUGCCCCGAGCACCAGAUGCUCCCUAGAGAAUACGACCUCGAAGUGUUGGACCGCGAAGUCAAGAACCACUUCAUUUUCACUGAAGAGGAUCUCCCCAGUUACAAGGUCAAGAACAAGGCUAGACAGGACGCCAUCAACGCGGGCAUCCCAGCGCAUCUACUACGUGCCAAACCAGAGGGUGGACAGAAGCAAACGUAUGAUCGCCGCAGUCGGUAUCAACCGUACUACCGCAAAGCAAUUCCAAAACGAACCAAGGUUUUCGGAAAGAUUCACUACGAUGUCCGUGUCGAGCCCAGGAAUGCACAGGAAGAAGAGCGAUACCUAGCACAGCAAAUCUUUGAUGCCGAGCACUCCCGAGCGAAGCUCCAAAUCAUCAGCAGAAACUCAGCGUCCGCCAUUAUCAACCCUGGAACUGCUGGAUCUCUUGGCUGGUCUGGAAACUUUAUCAAAAAUGCACCGACUCUUGUCAAGCCCAAGAAGGGCGAGGUGCUCAAGGCUACUCGUAUGGCCAAGAACGAGCUUUUGGAUCUCUUGUUCGAAUGCUUCCGCGAGUAUCAGUACUGGUCCAUGAAGGCUUUGCGCCAGCGUACACAACAGCCAGAGGCACAUCUACGAACAGUCCUGGAGGAAGUGGCUGUCCUGAACAAGAGUGGUUCAUUCGCCAACCACUACUGCCUAUCUGACGCAUACAGAGACAAGGCUGGCACUGAGGCCAAGGAAGCUGCUGCAGUGGCCGCCGAUGACGAAGACGAGGAAAUGGAAGAAAUGGAGGAUGUGCUGCCCAUGUCGCAGUGA